Molecule: messenger RNA, 1618 nt
Organism: Phaeodactylum tricornutum CCAP 1055/1
Lineage: Eukaryota; Bacillariophyta; Bacillariophyceae; Surirellales; Neidiaceae
Exons: 4
Coding region: 89-1618 (509 amino acids)
Biological process (GO): endoplasmic reticulum to cytosol auxin transport
Cellular component (GO): membrane
Source: RefSeq, a predicted model, not a curated record
AUCUGCCGAUAUCAGAGUUACUUCAUUCCCCUUGUCAGCAGCUAUUCAUGUUGUGGUUGCUGCUGUCUAAGACCUCUUCAAUGAUAGCAUGGCCGAUAGUGCGGUGGGAUCGGUGAUUGUUGCAGCGAUCCAAAGUGUCGGCAAAGUUUAUGUGAUUGGGGCUGUUGGUUACUUGUCAAGCAAAUAUCCUUGGCAAGCACCGCUGCUGCCACACACCGCCGUCGGAACGGUCGCGCGUUUUUGCUUCAAUGCUUUGCUCCUUCCGCUCAUGUACGGCACGACUGCCAUGUCCGUUUCUCCAUCUUCCAUUGGCGAAUUCUGGUUCGUAAUAGUGGCCGCUGUCCUGGUGUUGGGUAUCAGCUAUAUCACGGCUACCGUUUUGGGUGGUCUGUGGCGUAUAAACAAAUCUCGCGAUUUUUGUGCACUACGCAUCGCCGCAACGUUUCCAAAUAUUGUUGCAUUACCUAUUUUGAUAUUUCCUUCGUUGUGCGAGUACAGAGUGGUUUAUGAAGGAUUUUUCCAGGCAAGCCUCGACCCCGAUACUGUAUCAGAUCCGAGCGUUAUGCGAGAAACCUGUGAAGCCAAAGCAAAUACUAUGAUUUUUUGUUACUUUUUCUCUUGGUCCCUAUUGUUUUAUUCGAUUGGACAACCUCAAUUGAUUGCAGCAGCGAAGCGGCCAACUGCAAAUCUGAAAGACAGUACCAGUGCAGAGGAGGCACAACAAACAGAAGAAACUGACGAAACGAGUCAAGUACAGAUCAAUCCGUCCGACAACACCGAAAAUAAGCAUUAUUCAAAUCGGGCGGCGCUUCGAUUUCUUGGAUCUGCUAUUGAAACGCUUGGACAAGCGUCGUCUCCAAUGAGUACCAUGAUUGUCGCUGCCUCGCUCGUACCACCUAGAAUUUCGGUCGAGGAAGACACCAGCGCAAACAACGGCGAUGGUUGUGAAAGCACCUCAAGCAAUUUGUUAGAAGCUUUGACGGAAAAUCCGACUCGGCAUGAUCCCAACCUUGGAACACAGCAGCCAUGUGGACAUCCCAAAUCUUCUCUGCAAUCUGUACAUCAUUUUUUAUGGGCUGGGUCACUCCGACUGCUCCAAGCAUUCCCGCGAUCCAAUUCGGAACAGCUCCGACUAUUGGUGUGGUUUAUACUCUCGCGGUUGAUAGUUUCACCAUUAAUUGUUGUCGGCACACUUGUGGGGUUGGAAUGUGGUACUUCCUUGUUGGUAGACGUGCCAGCUUUGGCCAAGCUUGUGGUCGUUGUCAACGCGUGUUUACCGGGUGCACUUGUUGUGGUGGUGGUCUUGAAGGCGAAUGAGUCAUUGGCUGAUUCAGCCGCUGCUGUAGCCAAGGUAUACUUGCCAACAUAUCUUCUGAGUAUUGUUACUAUAGCGGCAUGGACAGCUUUGGGGUUGUGGAUAACCUUGCCGGACGAGCGUGGAUUGUCCAUAUCCUACAAUCUCGAUUGGGAGCCUGCCCGAACGGUUGACUCCUUUUCGGAACAUCGCUUCGGACCCGCUCAGUGUCCUAAGUGUUUCACCCUGUCUUUGUUCAGAACUUCAAAAGCAAGUAAACGUUCAUCCAUCAAAGCAUUGCCCGAUGACCUGGAUGGUGACUAA